Heterobasidion irregulare TC 32-1 is the source of this 921-nucleotide messenger RNA. RefSeq lists its product as uncharacterized. The transcript is spliced from 3 exons. Lineage: Eukaryota; Fungi; Basidiomycota; Agaricomycetes; Russulales; Bondarzewiaceae. Bases 1 to 921 code for a protein of 306 amino acids. The record is from RefSeq and is a predicted model, not a curated record.
AUGAAUGACUGCAUCAUCACCCCCAUAUGCCUAGAUGUAAAGGUAUCAAACCGGGAUCAUUAUGCUGGAGCAAAGGCAACCAUUGACUCAGCCUAUAAAGGGGUCAUAAUAAACAAGACUUGGGUCAGGAAACAUCGCUUCCCCACCUACACGCUCAACAACCCCAUUUGUGUCCGGAAUAUUGAUAAUACCAUUAAUAAAGCAGGUCUCAUCCGAUUUGCCUUGGAUGUGAACCUCACAAUUUGGGACAUCCAUGGACGAACACACAUCGAGCGCGUCCAAAUGUUUAUCUCCAAUCUAGGGAAGGACGACCUUAUCCUAGAAACAGAUUGGCUGAAAUACCAUGAUCCCUCCAUCAAGUGGAGGCAACGUGAAGUGCACUUUGAUUGGUGCCCCCAAAAAUGCCACCAACCACACAGGUUUACUAAGGAAAGGGAAGAACCACAAAACGAUAGGCGGUUACGGAAUGUGGAGCCAUGGCAUAAACCACGGAUCAGAAAACAGGCUACAGGGGAACCGGUCAUUCGGAAACUGGCCCCUGAACCAUCAGGAUUUGCCAGCUUCGACCAAGACUUGGAAGACGAAAUUAUCAUCACCAACCUAAAGGAAAGAGUCCCCAAGGCAUACCACGAAUUUUUGGACAUCUUCAGCAAACGAAAGUCGCAGCGACUCCCGGAAUAUACGUAUUGGGACCACGCCAUUGAUUUGAAACCGACCUUCAAACCUCAAGUACCUAAAAUCUACGCCUUAAACAGCAGCCCCAUUUUCUUCAUAAGAAAGAAAGAUGGAAAACUGCGCCCGGUACAGGACUACCACCAUCUGAAUUCGCACACCAUUCCAAAUGUGUGCCCUCUUCCACUAAUCCAAGAACUAUUGGACGUGAUCAAAGGGGCCACCAUCUUUAGCAAACUAGACAUGUGA